This is a messenger RNA of Ogataea polymorpha, 867 nucleotides long. RefSeq lists its product as uncharacterized. The transcript has a single exon. Bases 1 to 867 code for a protein of 288 amino acids. The record is from RefSeq and is a predicted model, not a curated record. NCBI's taxonomy places the organism in Eukaryota, Fungi, Ascomycota, Pichiomycetes, Pichiales, Pichiaceae.
AUGCAGGCAAGCGUAGUGAUCCGGGGGCUAAGUGCCGUUUCUGUGUGUGUCGCGAGCGACAUUGUGGAGAAGCAGGGACGAGGGGUAAUUCUAGUGUCGUUGCAGACGCCGGAGCAGGCUGCCAGCGGCGAGCAGCUGGCCCAUGUGGUGGACCAGGCCCGGGCGGACGAGCUGGUGGUAGAGUGUUUGCGCGGCCAGCAUACUGCCAGACGCAUCACGGCGGUGGAGCUGGGGGAGGGCUCCUCGGCCAUUCGUCACUCGGUGCUCGUUAAUCCGCGCCAGUUGUUGCUCGAUACAUACCACCGGCUGACAAACUAUACGCACUUGUUUGCCCACCACAUCUUACCCCCACAAGUUUACUCCCUGGACCAUUGCUGCAACAUGUUCCCCACCGUCCACACAAUUAUAAACUGUCACUUGGAAUCCACAGCAGACGUCAUCAGACUACAAUCUGUGCUACUGUACUGUCCCCAAGAGCUCGACACAGCAUAUACACAUAAGUCUGCGCAAAAUCAGUACACGCGGCUGACUCCGCUAGUCCAAGAUCCACGAGUCGUGGUACUAACGGGGCCCCACCAGCACAACGAUGCCUAUCCCCUUCCGCGCGACUCCGACGAACAGACCUUACUGGGGAGGUGCAGACAACUUUACCCCCACGUAAUGGCGCAGGCCCAAAUUCUUGAUUCCGAGGUAAUUUUCAAACCUGGGUUCGAUAAUCAACACGGGAAAAUAUACGCAACCACCACCGUUGACGGCCGCACUAUCGUCCACACAGUCGGGUUUGGCUUCCACGAUAUCGAUGCCCUCAGCACCAUCGUUCAUGCAGUGCGCGUGCUGGCGGCUGGCAGACUAGACGCACGCCUUUAA